Messenger RNA from Alligator sinensis (Chinese alligator), 564 nucleotides. RefSeq names its product transmembrane protein 212 (gene TMEM212). The transcript is spliced from 5 exons. Bases 1 to 564 code for a protein of 187 amino acids. The record is from RefSeq and is a predicted model, not a curated record. Lineage: Eukaryota; Metazoa; Chordata; Crocodylia; Alligatoridae.
AUGAAGAGCUUAUAUGAGGUUACCGGAUGGGUACUUAUUUCCUUUGGGAUUACAAGCAUUUUUUCUGGAAUUUUGGCUUUUUUUCCUGCUUUUUCUUACAAGCCUUGGUUUGUUGGCUGGAGUGUUCGAAUCGCCUGUCCCAUCUGGAAUGGAGCUGUGGCUCUUAUUGCUGGUGUGCUUGUCCUUCUGGCUGACAGAGAACACACGCAAAGAUCACGGUGGGAAGCUAGUUUCAGUUUUGGAGUAUUGAGCAUCACAGGCAGCUCGAUUCAAUUUGCUGUUGCCAUUGCAGCCACCCUCCUGGGUCCAUACUGCUACUAUUCUUUUGCAGGGAUUGCUGGGACCAAUUAUCUUGGUUACGCAGUUCUCAUCCCUUUUCCCUACACCAAAUUCACAGCUAUCUGCAAGGACCCAUUGUCCUACGAGUGGUACCAUCUAGUUUUACAAAUACUAGACCUUUGCUCCAGUUUUGCUAUGUUUUGUGCAUCUUUAGCUUUUGUCAUCAAGCUCACUGUAAGACUACUCCAGUUUGGACAUUUAAAUGGGCAAAGACAUGUAUGGUAA